AUGCGUCGCUGCUUACCUACACAAGUGACACAAACCACGACCAAGCUUUUCCAAUCUACAAUGCCAUUUUUAGAAGAAAUCGGAUCAGAUAUCAGUUUAUGCUGGAGAGAAAUAUUGUUACUUUGUUUUAUAAGCAUUGGUCUUUCGGUUUUGCUUCUUCUCAUUUUCCGAUUCUGCGCAUCGAUCAUCAUAUGGACUGUUCUCAUUGUUGUGACAAUCGCUUCCAUAGCAGUGACGAUAUACAUUUGGGUUAUGUGGAACGAGAAGAAAAAGGAUCAUGAGAAUUAUGAAGGACCAAACAAAGAUCUAAAGGCGAAACAAGUUACAUACUGGUUGGUUGCUGCAAUCGUUAUGACAGUUUUUACAGUGAUAUAUUUACUGGUCUUGGUUUUUAUGAGAAACAGAAUAAGAUUGGUGGCUGCUCUGUUUGAAGAAGCGGGAAAAUCCGUCGCGGCGAUGCCUUUGAUUUUGCUGCAACCCGUUCUGACAUUUAUUUCAAUGGCUGCUGUGUGUUGCUUUCUGUUGAUCGGCUUCGUAUGCCUUCAGACUUCUGGAAAACCCCUAGUGAAUUCAGAAGGAAAAGUAUCCUUUCCAAUUGAAACUUUUUUCCAAGUUAUGCGAUGGCUUUCCUUAUUCGGUUUUCUGUGGCUCACUCAAUUUGUUCUUGCAUGUCAAAAUCUAGUUGUGACUGGAGCAGUCGCUGUGUGGUACUUUACAAGAGACAAAAGUAAACUUAGCAGUCCCAUUUGGAACAGUUUCCAGAACUUAGUCUGCUAUCACUUAGGUUCUGCCGCGUUUGGAUCUCUAAUCAUCGCAAUCAUGAAAGCCAUCAGAGCUCUUUUCCGUCUCUUACAAAAAUAUUUGGACAGCCAACACCAGAAAUGCGAUACAUUUUGGAAAAUAUUUCAAUGUUGCUUAGCUUGUUUCGAGAGCUACCUCAAGUUCCUAAGCAAGAAUGCUUACAUAAUGAUAGUUAUUUAUGGGGAAUCCUUUUGUACCAGCGCUAGGCAAGCCUUCAGUAGCUUGACUUCCAAUGUUUUGAGGGUAGCUGCCAUUGAUUGCAUUGGAGAUUUUAUACUGUUUGUAGGAAAAUUGGGUGUAACUGUAUCCAUUGCUUUCAUCGCAUUAGAAAUUUUAAAGAAUAUAGAAGGUCUACAUUACAUCUGGGUUCCAGUAACCAUAUCAUGCAUAUUUGCUUUUCUGUGCUGUCACUGUUUUCUGUCUGUUUACGAAAUGGCAAUCGACACACUCUUGUUGUGCUUUUGCGAAGACUGUCAAAUGAAUGACGGCAUAACUCGUCCGUACUUCAUGAGCAGGAGUUUAAUGGUCUUUGUUGAAAAGAGUCGCAGAAGCUCCAGAGUCAAGCCAGUUCCAAAAAGAAAAGUCGUAGAUUGA
Molecule: messenger RNA, 1395 nt
Organism: Uloborus diversus
Lineage: Eukaryota; Metazoa; Arthropoda; Arachnida; Araneae; Uloboridae
Product: choline transporter-like protein 1
Exons: 14
Coding region: 1-1395 (464 amino acids)
Biological process (GO): transmembrane transport
Cellular component (GO): membrane
Molecular function (GO): transmembrane transporter activity
Source: RefSeq, a predicted model, not a curated record